Messenger RNA from Hibiscus syriacus, 3746 nucleotides. Its product is annotated as pre-mRNA-splicing factor CEF1-like. The coding region runs from base 88 to 3396 and encodes 1102 amino acids. The transcript is spliced from 10 exons. Lineage: Eukaryota; Viridiplantae; Streptophyta; Magnoliopsida; Malvales; Malvaceae. The record is from RefSeq and is a predicted model, not a curated record.
UAGCGACUUUCUUCAGCCUUCCCUGCAACUUCACAAUAAUCCCUCUGUUGAUUUUCGCUUCUUGUAUCUACAAACAAGCCAAAAACAAUGUCUCUACACGAUCAAUACGACGCCGCGAACGAAGACGGAGAAGAACUAGAUGAUGUUGAGCUCUCCGGCAGUGAAAACGGCGACGGUUUUGACGAGGACAUGAAAGCCCUAAAGAAAGCCUGUCUGCGCACCGGAACCGACCUUAACAGUCUCGAAUUCGUCCCUUCCGACAACGACCGACCUUCCACUUCAGAUGCCGCCGCCUUGGCUGCGUCCACGGACUCGGGGAGCGACGAUGAUAUGGAGAUUUUCCGGAGUGUACGGGAUCGUUUAGCGGUUUCCCUGGACGUUUGUGAUCCUCUUUCUAUGGAGCCUCUCUGCAUUCUUCCUCCGGUUUCUGCUGACGAGGAUGCUGAAGAUGAUUUGGAGACUCUUCGCGUUAUCCAGAAGCGGUUUUUGGCUUAUUCUACUGAUGCCACCUGGAAAAACAGCAGAGAGGAUGACAUGGAGAAAAGAGAGCCCACUUAUAUGACUAGCACACCCUUAGAGGAAGCGACAGGCAAUGAUAUUUGUGAAAGAUUUCAAGAGCAUGAGCAGUCUGGCAAUAUUUCUCAUGUUUCAAUUGACAAUACGGAGAUGCAGUCUGUAGGUUUAAUUCAGUGGGACCAGUCUGAUGUCCAUGAGUUAUCAACAUAUAAGUCCUCAAGGUUCCCAAAGUCUGCACAGCUUCUGUUUGAUGCUAUUAAAAAGAACAGGUCUUAUCAGAAGCUUCUUCGAAGUAAGUUGACUCAGAUUGAAGUUAAAAUUGAGGAGAACAAGAAAUUGAAGGAACGUGUUAAAAUUCUUAGAGAUUUUCAGGUUUCUUGCAAAAAAAUAACAGGCCGAGCAUUAUCAGCUAAGAAGGAUCCUCGUAUACAGUUAAUUUCAGCAAGAAAGUCAAGAACUUCUAAGGAUCCGGAGGUUAAUGAUAAAAAGGUCACUUCUGAUUAUGGUCCACCAGAUAACUCUAGAGUAGCUAGUUACCAAAUGACUUUAAUAGAAUUUCCACUUAGACAUCAGCGGAAAAAAUGGUCCAGAGAAGAAAGAGAAAAUCUUGAAAAGGGAAUAAGGCAACAAUUUCAAGAGAGGGCACUUCAAGUUUCAGUGGAUUGGUUGAGUUGUUCAGAUUGGUCACCUCAAGAUGGAAAUAAUUUGGAUAGCAUCAUUGCAACAGUUAAAGAUCUUGAAAUCACCCCAGAGAGGAUUAGGGAAUUUCUUCCUGAAGUGGAUUGGGAUCAGUUAGCUUCCCUUUAUGUUAAGGGUCGUUCUGGAGCAGAAUGUGAAACACGCUGGCUGAAUCAUGAAGAUCCCCUCAUCAAUCACAAUCCAUGGACUGCUGAAGAAGAUAAGAAUCUUUUGUUUAUUGCUCAAGAAAAGGGGAUUGAUAAUUGGCUUGAUAUUGCUGUAUUAUUGGGGUCGAACAGAACCCCAUUUCAAUGUCUGACACGGUACCAGAGGAGUUUGAAUGCGUCCAUACUGAAAAGGGAAUGGACUGAGGAGGAGGAUGAUCAACUUCGCAUUGCUGUUGAGGGUUUCGGUGAAUGUGAUUGGCAAUCUGUGGCUUCUACUUUGAAAGGACGGACUGGCACUCAAUGCUCUAAUAGAUGGAAAAAGUCACUUCAUCCAACCAGGCAAAGAGUUGGGAGAUGGACACGUGAGGAAGACAAACGCUUAAAAGUGGCUGUGAUGCUUUUUGGCCCCAAAAAUUGGAGAAAAAUAGCUGAAGUCGUUCCUGGUCGAACUCAAGUGCAGUGUAGAGAAAGGUGGGUCAAUUCUCUAGAUCCAGCUUUGAAUGUAGGCACAUGGACUGAAGAAGAAGACUCAAGACUGGAGGCUGCCAUCGAAGAACAAGGAUAUUGCUGGUCAAAGAUUGCCACAUGUAUGUCUUCACGAACCGAUAACCAGUGUUGGAGGAGGUGGAAAACGUUGCAUCCUGAAGAUGUGCCUUUGCUUCGAGAAGCUAGAAAAGUACGUAAAGCUGCUCUUAUAUCUAAUUUUGUAGAUCGGGAAUCUGAGCGACCUGCCCUUGGCCCCAAUGAUUUUAAUAUUCAAUUACCAAUUAUAACUGCAACUUCUGAGUCGGAAGAUAGAAAUCGGCCAAUUAAAAGGAAACGAAGGAAAAAUGACCAAGCUGCCUCAUUACCAAUGAUAGCUUCAACUCCUGAGCCUGAAAAUAAAAAUCUGCUAAGUAAAGGAAAAAGGAAACAAAGAGGUAGCAGGCCGGACUCUGACAAGGAAAAUGCUGCAGCAAUAAGGCUUCCCCCAAAAAAGAGGAGCCACAAGAGUUGUAGAAAAGGAGCUGAAGGUGGUCUUGUUGAAGUUCCGGGGAUAAUCGAUGAAAAUGAGGUUGAGGCUGCUGGUGGACAUGAUUCCGUUAGGAAGAUUAGAAGGAGCGCACCUGUGGAGAAUAAUAAUUGUACUGAACCAGCACAAGAUGUUACCUAUCAAAAGAAAAGAAAGAGAGAACCGCCUUCAGGAAAUAAUAAUAAUACUGAACCAGCGCAUGUUGCUAUUCAGGAGAAAAUAAGACAACCACCUUCAGGACAUACUAAUUACAGUGAGCAAGUGCAGGAUGAUGCUGUUCAGACGGAGAAAAGAAAACAACAGCCAGAGAGUAGUAAAUGCAUUGAAUCAGUGCAGGAUAAUUCCUCAUCUCACCCGCUUUCAACAUUGUGUAGGACCACCAAUCAUCAGGUUGAAUCAUUCAGUAGGUGUCUUACUAUAAAGAGGAGAAAGAAUCGCAGAGGGGCACCUAAACAGUGUUCCGAGAGGAGUGUAAACGAAUUACAUGAAGAACAGUAUUAUAUAUGUUCAGAGAAUUCUGUGUUUUCAGGAGCUGACGACGGUGCUGAAGUGGUGCAGAGCAGUAGUGUAGACUUGGAAAAUCUUGGUGUGGAGUAUGCUUAUAGGAAGAGAAGUUCUUCCAAUCCAAGAUCCAAGAGGAAAACAAGCAUGGCUUUACCAACCACUCAAAGUUCAAGGAUUGUUGAAGCCAAGGAUUCGGCAAAGAAAAAUAAGAAAGAGAGGAGAACUCGGCAGCAGCACAGCAAGAGCAGAAAGAGCAACAAGCAAUCUGGAGAUGAAGGUGGCAGAACAGACGAAGAUCAUCAGACGCUUGCUUGCUUUCUUCGCAAUAAAUCGAAGAAGAGAAGGCAUGAAACUGUUGAAAAUGCUCAGUUGUCAACUUUGGAAGAAGGCAGCAAGGUCGAUGAUGUGCUGAGGGAAGCAGACAAGCUGAUUGAGGAAGACGUGACCCUUGCAUGUUGGCGGAAGCAGUUAAAGAAGAGGAGGGUAACCGUGGCACAAAGCGGCGACAUGUUCAAAUAAAAGGUUGGAAAAUAACUACACAUCAAUUGAUUCACGUUAAAAAACCCUAGCAUUCUUUUAUCAAAAUCAUUUUGGACGAGACGAUAAAAAAGGACUUUUAGCUGCGUGUAGAUGAAAUGAUUGAUUCCGCCCACCUGGGACCUAGCUUCGAAAAUUUCAUUUUCAAUGAUCUUUUUAGGUGGAUGUUGGAGAGUAAAUAGAUCGGAAUAAUACCCUACUUAUGAUCCCUUUUUGUAGUUUAUUUAAUGCCAUUUUUGUAGUUAUAUAUAUAUUGUUUCUUUGGUGGGGCAUUGGCCCGGAGAGAAAUUUUGUAAACCCCUAAAGUGGGGUGAGAGUUUGAAGUGACUGAU